AUGGAUGGUUUUUUGGCAAUAGUGCUGCUAGUUCUACUAGCAGUCUUCAUAAGUAUUAUAGUAUUUAGCUACAUAGCUAAGUGUUGCUAUCCAGAAGAGCUUCCGUCUUCCCCAGAUGAAGCAGCAGAACAAGGCGAGAGCCUGGUUAAAAGAAAAAACUCAGCAUGGCGGGUAGAGAACUUUGGAAGCUGGAACACACUUUCAGGAAGUUGUUAUGCUGAGUAUCCUCCUGAGGUGGAUACAAUAAGAGAAAAAGUGACACUGGAAGAUGAGGCACGCCGUGCAAGUGUUAGUAGUAGAGGAUCAAGGAAGAGAAGUUUCUCAAGAGAGGUUAGCAGAGAUACAGUGGACACUGCUGUAACACUUCAUGAUUUCAAGACAACUAGCUCUUUAAGAGAUAAACGUACCUUAGGAGAAAUAGCUGAAGAUACUAGCACCGCAGUGGGCAACAAUAAACAACGAAGAAAAGGAGGUGUAACUCAAAGCGUAUACGAGCUAGAAUACUGUGAUCCAGUUAACGUGGGGGCACUUAUCAACAUAAACAAAGUAGAGAUGAAAACCAAAGAGCUGCAGGACGAAGUGAAUAAUUUUCCCUUCAUAAACAGAGGGGUCGAGUAUUAUAAAUUGAUAGAGAACAUUUUGAGACUGAAAAUAGACUUAUAUGCUGUGGACUGUACACAGGCAGAUGUGAAAACCAGAAGAAAUAUUGCUUUGAAGAAUAUUGAUGAUUGUCAACUUAUUCUGAGUAGCAAAUGUCACUAAGUAUGUACUAUGUAUUUAUGUUAUUUAUUAUAUUUGUAAAUAUGUUCUUGAUGUUUGACAAACAGAUAAUCACACCCUUGGUGUCUGCACAAGUCUGAAGAAACGGGUUAGAAAACUACUUCAAGUCUUUAAGAAAAACAGAUUGACGCUGUAACUCUCACGAGGUUGUGUCAUAAUUAGAUUAUGUUCGGUUUAUUUUCAAACCUUACGGCAUAUGAACUUCAAUUGGAAACAGAUCGACAAAAACGAUUGCACGUGAAAAAUUGAGUCAACCUGCUUAGAACAUGAUUUUAAAGAUUACCAUGUUCUUUCUUAUUAACGUGGAAGUAAUAUUUUAUAGUAGAGCUGCUAAAACCGAAAGUGGGACAUAUGAACCGCCUAAGAAAAAGUCAAGUACACAAAUAGGCAACAAAAAAGGGAAGAGUAGGUUAAGUAUAUUCAAAAGGCUCAAAUGGAAUGGAAACUGAGGUAUGUUCACUUCUGUAAAAAUUCUUUUCGCGUGAAUUUUUGUGAAUACGGAAAUAAUUCAAACCUCUGAGUCAUUGGAAAUUGAGCAGAAAACAGAUGCGACGAUCGUCUAACAUAUGCAUAAUAAUAUUACCGGGAUCGAAAUUCUUCGAUAAUAGAAAGACUUUCACUGAUACCGCAGCAGCAAUCUUGCAACGUCUCCAAGAACUUUCUGAAAAUUGGCAGGUGUUUCUGAAAGGCCAGAAAAAAAAGUUGUGUGACUUUCUCAUCAUUGGUAUCGUAGACGACGGAAAUGAGUGAUAUGCUUUCUUGAUAUACAUGCCAUGUAAAUAAGACUCCAUUGUCUGGUCACAUCAUGUUAUGUAACGUUCAAAAAACAUAUCUCAUUUUCCAAAUAUUCUUGAUUACAUUACAUCUGACAAUAGGGAAUAUGCAUGGCAUUCAAUCAUUGGUUAUUUAUUUUCAUUUGCAGUCCAAAUUGCUUCAGAAGGCUACUUUCAAACUUACUUUAUACAAAUGCGCUAUAAAAUUACGAGUCCUUAAAAACGGUAAAAAUUCAUAGCAAGUUCAAAAUAUCGCUAAUGGCAUAACGUCAGGAUAACGGCAAAUCAGCAACCUUUAUCGCUAUCAAUGAAUGUCAAUUUAUCGGUUUGCUCAGCUCCAAAGAGUUCUGGCUGACUGAGCUAACUAACUACAAUGGGUUUGACGUGUUGCCGCCAGCAGGAGAAUUUCGCCGUCAAGACAACAUCGGAAAAACGACGAAAGAAAAAUUUCUCAAAGCUGACAACAAAUCAUAUCAGCAAAUUAAGCAGCCAUAAAAUAUAAUGGCAAACCAUGAGUUGUGACGUCAAUGCGGCGCUCAAAUUAAUGUCACUGGCAUUGCAUAUUAGAAUAUUUAUUUUAUUUCAUGAACGAACUAUGUGUUUACAAUAUUAUGCUAACGAAUGUACUCGAUAGACAAUAGACAAAAACAUCGAUAUUUCCUUUUGGCGCGGAAAAUGAUAAAGCUAUAUUGGAGACUACGCGCUUCAAGAAUUCGUAUGGUAUCUAAACGUCGAAGUACAAUUUAAAUUCUUGAGCUUAUCCAACAGAUGCUUAUCACGAUAACGAUUUAAAAGCAUACUCUCUCGGAUUGGAAACAAUGUUACAACACAGGACUCCCGCUAUAGUUUUAUGACUUCCUUCCACCGUUGACAAACGGCAAAAAGGAACAAGGGAGGUGGUUUAUAGCACCAGAUCGUUUGAAAGCUCGAUAAAACGCAGGGUGAUGCAAUGUGGAGUACCGGACAGAAAAUAUGAGUUGUUCUUUUGUUUAUUACCCUUCAUAAACACCCUUAUAUUUCCAGGCCGUACUCGUAAAUACUGCAAUAUUGUUGAUGAUAAAGGAUUCCAGAAAGCAUUUUGCAGGGCGUAGAAUGUAAUGUUCUGUUAUAGCAAGGCAGUUGGUCCAAUGUUGAGCAGUUCUUAUGCUCUCUCUACUUUUCUAUAUAGCACAUAACAAUUUUUUCAGUUCCUUUUUCGCUGUUUCAAAUAGGAUUAGAUCUACUAUACCAACUAUUUCUAUACCAAAAUUACUUGUAUAUGGCAGAAACUAUAUCUAUGUCAUGCAAGCAAGAAUCCUAUGGAGAAACGUUGACUUUAAAGGCCGAACUACGUACCAAGCUAGUCCAUCCUCUUGACUGAUAUCAAACUGUCGCAGUGUAUGUGCAUUUGCAUGUAGUUUGAAGUUCUUAUUAUUUUUCUUAUAAUUAGCAGAAUACCAAAAUGUUAUUAAUGCUGGCUACGGCUUCAGACAUGUUAAAAUUAUCAGUAUAGGGAAUGAAUGCCAUUAUAUAUGUAGAUAGAGCAUAUCAUCAAUAAUAAAAUGAAUUUGAAAUCGAUUACUGCACAGCUUCUUUAUUUUUAUAUACUGUAGAAGGAGAAAUAUAUUCGCGUGAGGACAAUUGCGAUAAUAUAAUGACCUGCUUUGUAACUACAUUAAAAAAUUUAUAAGUAACAUUUUCAAGGUAAUUUUAUAGAUAGUGUCACCGCAGCUUUCAUAUGGUUCGAUCGGUCGAUAGCUUGAACAGAUUCAAGGGCAGAACACAUGAAUGAAUUUGUUAUCAACCCGCUCUGUUCUGCAUUUCCGGAAGAAAAGAAUCUUCAAGCUUUGUUGCGAUUUAUUCUCAUAAAAUUUUAUCAGUUUUCUUCUCUGUUCAAGAACGUUUACCUUUAUCAAGCCUUAGCCCGCAGCUCCGCUCACUUGCCA
Messenger RNA from Acanthoscelides obtectus, 3478 nucleotides. The record is from the annotation of a GenBank genome assembly. Lineage: Eukaryota; Metazoa; Arthropoda; Insecta; Coleoptera; Chrysomelidae.